Molecule: messenger RNA, 2100 nt
Organism: Polypterus senegalus (gray bichir)
Lineage: Eukaryota; Metazoa; Chordata; Cladistia; Polypteriformes; Polypteridae
Gene: ghrhra
Product: growth hormone releasing hormone receptor a
Exons: 13
Coding region: 326-1666 (446 amino acids)
Biological process (GO): cell surface receptor signaling pathway; adenylate cyclase-modulating G protein-coupled receptor signaling pathway
Cellular component (GO): plasma membrane
Molecular function (GO): vasoactive intestinal polypeptide receptor activity; G protein-coupled peptide receptor activity; peptide hormone binding
Source: RefSeq, a predicted model, not a curated record
GCUGCGUUAGACGGAAGCUCCGCUGCCCCUACAAUACCGUUUAUCACUAAGACAUUUUCUUCUCGUGCUGUUUACUGAGGAUGCAUCAAGUCAUGCUCCGCUGUCAUUUCAAAUUGCCUUUUAAAUGAGCGGAUUUGUAACGUUUAGGAAGAAGACACUGAUACGCCACAGAUGCUUGACUUUUCUGUUGUCAGAUAACAGGACACGAAUCUCCAGGGGACCCGGCUACGGUGCAUAUGAAGUAAAGGACUUAACAUGAAUUAAAAGGAAAUAAGCGGCAUAACACGACUUCAUUCCAACUUUUAAUAACCAUCGUCUUUCCACAAUGGGCCUUUUUCUGGUGUAUUUGACGUUAACUUUUGCUAAACUGGUUUAUUCUAUUCAUCCUGACUGUUCAAUACAUCUAGCACUUGCAAAAGCUGAAGCGGCCUGUCUGGAUAAACAGCCUGAGAAACCAGUGAAUAUAACAGAAGCAUCUGAAUGCCUGACAGAAUGGGAUGGACUGUGGUGCUGGCAAUCUACUGAAAUUGGAAAAAUGGUCAAUGUGACGUGUACUGAUGUUUUCAGUCACUUUCCCGUCAAUCAAGGUUUUAUUUACAGAAACUGCACUACCAGAGGUUGGACGGAUUUAUUUCCACCUUACAUAGAAGCAUGUAACUUCAGUGACAAAAUUUACGUGGAAGCAGAAAAUAUGAGAUUACAACUUUCAACUCUUCAGAACAUCUAUACUGCAGGGUACUCCGCAUCUCUGGCAUCACUAACAACUGCCAUAUUUGUCUUCCUGUCAUUCAGGAAGUUUCAUUGCACCAGGAAUUACAUCCAUGUUAACCUCUUUGCAUCUUACAUUCUCCGGGCCACAGCUGUUUUUAUUAAAGAUGCUGUACUCUUUGGGGAUGACAGUACAGAUCACUGCUCCAUGUCAACGAUUGCAUGCAAAUUAGCUGUUGUAUUUUUCCAGUUCAGCAUUUCUUCAAAUUUUUAUUGGUUACUGGUGGAAGGCCUGUAUCUGCAGACACUUCUGAUGUUAACAUUUGUGUCAGAGAAAAAAUAUUUUUGGAGGUAUUUUUUCUUAGGAUGGGGCGUCCCAGUUACAGUCAUAUCAAUCUGGGUCUUGGUCAGGAUAUAUAAUGAUGAUAAUGGGUGCUGGGAUGACAAUAAACAUAUCAGUGUGUGGUGGAUAAUCAAAGGUCCAAUUCUUCUAGCAGUACUGGCGAACUUUGUUAUAUUUCUCAAUGUUAUCAGAGUGCUCGUCGAAAAGCUGAAAACACCUUCUGUGGGAGGAAGUAGUUCAAGCAAGCAUCUGAUGAGACUUUCAAAAUCCACAUUGCUUCUAAUUCCGCUCUUUGGAGUGCACUACAUUGUCUUUGCCUUUUUCCCAGAGGAUACUGUUAUUAAUGCAAGAAUAUUUAUUGAGCUUUGCCUUGGCUCUUUCCAGGGUUUUGUUGUGGCAUUACUUUAUUGUUUCCUCAACGGAGAGGUUCAGUAUGAAAUGAAGAGACGCAUGGGAAAGUGGCACAACCGGGCAUAUUGCAGUUUUACACAGAAACGCAGAAGCCAUUCCACAGACAUCAGUGCAGUAAACUUUGUGACCCAACUCUCUGUGCUUGAAAAACUUAGCCCUACAAGAAGGCCUUCGGGAUACCACAGUUGUGUGUCCUCUGUUUGACUUUCCAUGAGCCAGUGUUAAAAUUAUAAACCUUUAUUAGAAGGCCAGAAUCCUAUCAAUAAAGAAGAUUAUAAAUGCUGACUAAAAACUGUAAGUGUGCUCAUCUGUCAGGUGAUCAGAAUUUUAAAGCAUGGAUUUCACUCACAAUCCAGGUACUGUAUAUCCUUUUUUUAUUGGAAUGUACAUAAUCAGAAGUAACUAAUACAAUGUACAUUCUUUUUUAAAUGCUAUUUUGCAACUGUUUUUUCUGUUUAAUUAUGUGGAAUUUACUUAUUGUUCAGACUGGUGAAAUGGGAAAAAAUGUUUCAGUUUUCAUAAAAAAAAGUGAAUGCCCUAGUUCAAAAUUGCAUUUUUUUCAAGUUCUGAUUCCGGUUUUUGUCAAAAAUAAGAGUUAAAAAGCAUUGCAUUUAUUUGAAAAUAAAUGUUGCUUACAA